This is a messenger RNA of Colletotrichum spaethianum, 255 nucleotides long. RefSeq lists its product as uncharacterized. Lineage: Eukaryota; Fungi; Ascomycota; Sordariomycetes; Glomerellales; Glomerellaceae. The transcript has a single exon. The coding region runs from base 1 to 255 and encodes 84 amino acids. The record is from RefSeq and is a predicted model, not a curated record.
AUGUUCCUCCGUCUGGAAGCAGUCCGGAGUUCGGGUGAAGUGGAGUUUGUCGACGGUCGUGGGCGCGGUGUGAACUCCCCCCGCUGUCUCGGAGCUGUGCAGGACGACGCGACGCUCGACGCGCCUUUGCGCCGUGCGACGGAUGUCGUCAACAAGGGUCGCCGACGCACGGGCCAGGACAAACACAUCCACUCGUCCGGCCCCGCUACCGGCACCCAGCGGGCCCGGCUCACCGAAAGUUUUUCUCAUGACUAG